This is a messenger RNA of Bufo bufo (common toad), 893 nucleotides long. It is a transcript of the gene CEP19, whose product is annotated as centrosomal protein 19. Gene Ontology annotation, biological process: microtubule anchoring at centrosome; trans-Golgi to periciliary membrane compartment transport. Bases 82 to 570 code for a protein of 162 amino acids. Gene Ontology annotation, cellular component: centrosome; centriole; ciliary basal body. The record is from RefSeq and is a predicted model, not a curated record. The transcript has 3 exons. NCBI's taxonomy places the organism in Eukaryota, Metazoa, Chordata, Amphibia, Anura, Bufonidae.
GGGCUUGGUGGUUGGUUGCCGAGGUAACGCCUUCUCUCUGCGGUUUCAGGUGCUGACGUUCUGGGGAUUUCAUUUUAUAACAUGAGUUACAAAGCUAAAAAAUGCGGUAUUCGGUUUGAGCCGGCCGCCAUUAUCUUAGUGUAUGAGAAGACAGAAGGGAAAUCCAGACAGCGCAUUAUGCCCAUCAGGAAUUUCUCCAAAUUCUCAGAUUGCACCCGAGCAGCGGAGCAACUUAAAAACAACCCUCGGCACAGGCAGUACUUGGAAGGGGUAUCCCUGAAGCAGCUGGAACGAUUGUAUAAGUUAGUAAAGGCACAUCUGAAAGGUGAGAGCCUAGAGGUGAGCCUUGAGCUCAUCCAGAAGGAAGAAUCUAUCGAUCCGGAUGAAGACCUGAACAAACUGGACGACAAGGAACUCGCCAAGAGGAAGAACAUCAUGGAUGAACUGUUCGAAAAAAACAGAAAGAAAAAAGACGACCCGGACUUUGAGUACAAUGUAGAGGUGGAUUUUCCUCAGGAAGAGGUUGUAGAAAGCUGUGGUUGGGAUGACGAAUCUGAGCAGGGCUUCUGACCUCAGUCAAUGACCUCAGGACUGAUAGGUGAAAUGGCGCUAACGUUAUGUGCAUUUGCAAAGAUUUUGAAUUCUGAAUCCCCAUCAUGCAUUGCAUCACUACCUGUAUUACAGUCCAGAGAUGCAUUCACAAUUCCCCAGGCUUCAGAGCUGCAGUCUCCCAGCAUUCCUUCUGAUUUACAUAAGCUGGCUGACUAUUUGCAGUAUCCAUCUAUUGUACUGUGUGGCUCGUGGACUAUGAUGCAGUAUAGCAGGUACCGGUGUACAGAUUAGUAUACACCAAGAACUGCUGUAUACAUGCUGUAGGAAGAGCUGUUAAAGGG